This is a messenger RNA of Ictidomys tridecemlineatus (thirteen-lined ground squirrel), 1908 nucleotides long. RefSeq names its product leukotriene B4 receptor 2 (gene Ltb4r2). Gene Ontology annotation, cellular component: plasma membrane. The record is from RefSeq and is a predicted model, not a curated record. Lineage: Eukaryota; Metazoa; Chordata; Mammalia; Rodentia; Sciuridae. Gene Ontology annotation, molecular function: G protein-coupled peptide receptor activity; leukotriene B4 receptor activity. Gene Ontology annotation, biological process: neuropeptide signaling pathway.
CAGGACCUGUUAGUGAUGGGAAAGAAUGGGGUGAGGGAGGGGCCCCAGGAAAAGGCCAGGAUGAGCCCCAUCUUGUCCCUCCCUAUUCUUGCCUCACCCUCUGCAAAUGUGAUAGACAUUGGCACCUGAUGCAUUGCUGCCUCACCUUUCUGUUUCCCCAGGCCUCUGAAGGCCCCCAGCCCUACCUGCUCCUAGCUGGCCCCGCAGGAGAAGAAGGAUGUCAGUCUGCUACCGGCCCCCUGGGAAUGAGACACUGCUGAGCUGGAAGGCCUCACGGACCACUGGAACGGCCUUUCUAUUGCUGGCGGCGCUGCUGGGGCUGCCCGGUAAUGGCUUCGUAGUGUGGAGUCUGGCUGGCUGGCGGCCCGCACGUGGGCGACCACUGGCGGCCACGCUAGUACUGCACCUGGCACUGGCCGAUGGCUCGGUCCUGCUACUCACACCGCUCUUCGUAGCCUUCCUGACCGGGCAAGCCUGGCCGCUGGGCCAGGCGGGCUGCAAGGCUGUGUACUACGUGUGCGCCCUCAGCAUGUACGCCAGUGUGCUGCUCACCGGCCUGCUCAGCCUGCAGCGUUGCCUCGCCGUCACCCGCCCCUUCCUGGCACCCCGGUUGCGCAGCCCGGCUCUGGCCCGUCGCCUACUGCUGGCAGUCUGGCUGGCCGCCUUGUUGCUUGCUGUCCCGGCCGCUGUCUACCGCCAUCUCUGGGGGGACCGCGUUUGCCAGCUGUGCCACCCGUCGCCCGCCCACGCCGCCGCCCACCUGAGCCUGGAGACUCUGACCGCCUUUGUGCUUCCUUUUGGGCUAGUGCUUGGCUGUUACAGCGUGACGCUGGCGCGGUUGAGGGGCGCCCGCUGGGGGUCUGGGAAGCAGGGGUCGAGGGUGGGCCGGCUGGUGAGCGCCAUCGUGCUCGCCUUCGGCUUGCUCUGGGCUCCCUACCACGCAGUCAACCUACUGCAAGCGGUGGCAGCACUCGCUCCACUAGAAGGUGCCUUGGCGAGGCUCGGCGGCGCGGGCCAGGCAGCGCGGGCUGGAACGACAGCCUUGGCCUUCUUCAGCUCUAGCGUCAACCCGGUGCUCUACGUCUUCACCGCUGGGGAUCUGCUGCCUCGGGCGGGUCCCCGGUUCCUCACACGGCUCUUCGAGGGCUCUGGAGAAGCCCGAGGGGGAAGUCGCUCUAGGGAGGGUACCAUGGAGUUACGAACUACUCCCCGGCUGCAAGUAGUGGGGCCGGGAAAGGGCAAUGGAGACCCAGGGGGUGGGGUGGAGAGGGGCAGUUAGGAAUGGGAUCCUUGACAUCAAACCCUACAACCAUGUCUGCUUUUCCCUACCACUUUUCAUCUUCCCUGAAACUCACUCCUCUGAGGCAUUUUGGGACCUUUUCCAACUAAUUUGGAUUCUGGCUGGGUAGGAUUAUUACAUACCUGGGGCAGGUCCAGAUUCCUCAAAACGGAGGGACUUUGAGGAUAAUGAUGGCCCUUAUUAAAAAAUGCUGUGUGCUUGCAAGUUGGCAUAUACCCAUGUGCCAGCAUUGCUUACUUGUUGCCAGUGACUUUAUUGUGAAAUACAUUGGGAAGUCAUUAGAUGAUGACUUAAGUGAGUUUCCCCUUUGGUGGUUAAUCCUGUGUGAGUUGUACUAAAGCCACAUAAUUCCCAGGUAGAUCAACCUUGCCAAGGCUGGAAGCAUCAGCCUUCAGUGGUGUCUUGUGCUGCUCUCCUCAGCCCAGGUGGCCUGGUUCCCCUAGGCCUACCCAUAGAACUACCUGGCAAAUGGAGAAAGAGCAAGAGAAGGUGUGGGAGUUUGGAUGGGAGAUGAGGAUGAGAUCCAUUCUUUGGACUCCUAACAAAGCUGCCUGGGGGAAGAAACUGUAUCUUCAAGGAGAAAGUAAAUCUGUGGGGUUUGAAAGGAA